Molecule: messenger RNA, 2164 nt
Organism: Amblyraja radiata (thorny skate)
Lineage: Eukaryota; Metazoa; Chordata; Chondrichthyes; Rajiformes; Rajidae
Gene: cfap99
Product: cilia and flagella associated protein 99
Exons: 16
Coding region: 67-2010 (647 amino acids)
Source: RefSeq, a predicted model, not a curated record
ACCGCUGCUCCUCACUCACCGAAGAAGGGAAAGGCGACCUCCCGCAGCAAGUCCUCUCUGUUGAAGAUGUCACGUUACACACGCCUCUUGACAAACAUUGUACGCUUGCUGGACCAGUUUGAUCCUGAAAAUAACAGCCCAGAUCAUUUUGUAAGCGAUGCAGCUAAAGAUUAUAAGACACAAGAUGAAGUUGAGCAGACGUUCCUGGUGGAAGUCCUGUCAGGCUGUUUAUAUUACAGACCACUGCUCAAUGUGAUAGUGAAUGGAUUUUUCGUCCGAGAUGGAAAGACCUUCCUGCGGUUGGACUGGAAUCUAUAUGCAGUUAUAUGCUAUCUUGUGACUUUUCGGCUGAAAGAACUGGGGAUGAAAGACUUCACCAAAUUUAUCAAUUCCCAGGAUAAGCACAAAAUGCAUAAAUUCCUUAAAUUCUUCUUUGAUGCUGGGAACCUCAAUACAUGGAUAAAGGAUGAGUGGUGCCAAUUAUAUGAUGUGGCAUAUGUAACAGAGAAACUGAUUGAUCCUCUGCUGAGCUGGCAGCCAGAUAUCAAGGACAUCAUUGAACAUUUGGCCAAUACGCUAGCCAACAAAGUCGUCCACAAAAAGGAGAGUCAACCAGUAACAGUGCCGAAUGAAUUCAACAUCACCAAGCCUAAACCGCGAUCCAUUCCAAUGCCUGAGGGAAUUCUACAGGUGGAAGUACAGAGAAAGAUUCCCAGCAGCAUGUACACUCCUCCGAAAGAGAAAGAGAUGCUGGAAGAAAUCAAGAAGAAGAAUCAUCUGUUAGCCGAGGAACACCUCCUGGAAGCUAACACCGACCAGUUCCGAUGUGCCAUCACAGAGGAGUCCACUGACAAACAGCGAAUUAUUUCUGAAAUUCUGAAGGAAAAAGAGGCCAAGAUGAGACGGACACCUUCAAAAGCACGGCAAGUCCCUCAACAGAUGGCUGAACAUAUUCCAAUAAAGUUGAACACGGCUACCAUACUGAGGGAGAAUGCCAUUUACAAACAGAAACUGAAAGAAGAACUCGAGAGGAUUGAUCUUAUACUAGAAGGAGGCCAUGACCCUGUCAUGUUUGAGGAAUCUCAGAGGAAAAAGGACGAGGAACUAAAGCAGCACAAGCUGGCAGAUGUAGAACGUCGUCGCCUUGAGGGAAAGAUCUUCUUCGAACAGUCGAUACUGGCACGGGAGGCAAGAUUUGAUGAGAAACGCCGGAAAGCUGCUCAGCAGAAAGAGCAGGCAGCGGAAUUAUUGCAGAAGUACAAUGAGAUACGACUUCAAGAGAAAAAGCAGAUGAAAGCACAGGUGGAGCAGGUGUUACAGGGACACAAAGACACAAAGGAACAAAAAAGGAAAAUUCAGGAUUACAAACAGAAGAAGGCUAAGGAAAUGAAUACGGAAAUGGAAGAAAUACUUCAGCAUGUGAUGGCGAAGAACAAUGAUGAAAACAGGAAGAAAACACAGCUGAUCCGUGAAAUUCGUGCAAAGUUAACAGCGCCCUCAAUUAAACAAAACUUCCUAGAUUUAUCCAAACCCGCUGGUUACGACCUCUUGGAUGAGAUGUCAUUGAUGGAGCUGCGGGAACGCCUCGGAUUAAUGAAGGAGGAGCGGAUUAAGGAAGAGGAAGACAGACGGGACCGAAUACUCCAUGAAAAGCAAACAAGGGAGCGUGUCCUUUUGGAUAAACUGGAACAGAUCUCCUUGCACAGAGAAGCCAUGAGCAAAAAAGCAGUGCUCAAGAGGAGGGAGAAGGAACUGAAAAAAAGAAAGUUGUCCAAAUUUCUGACAAACAACCAGCAAUUAACUGAGUUAAAAGCUAAACUAGAAGAAAAGAAAAAAGAAAACGAUGAGCUGCUGCAAAUGCAAAAGAAGAUAACUCAAGAGAAUCUGCAAAGGGCUGAAGCCUCCAGGGCAGCAGAGAGGAAAGCAAACGAAGAACGCUGGUGGCGGCACAUGGAAGCUAGCCGUGAACACAGGUCCCAGCAAGUUAAAGUUCGUACUAGAACCAGUUAGAAAGCAUCCAAGCAUCACGGUGUUCGGUGGCGUGGUAAAACUGAAGAUAUUGACCUAAAAAAUGAUCUGACAGUACUUUUAAAGAAGCAAUGGUACUUUAUAAAUACGAUAAUGAAUGAUAAUCGCAAUAAAAGUAAUGGCUUCUGAAAAAUUA